AUGCACUUCGCCAUGCCUCCACGGAAAACUUCGCGGCCGCCGCCCUAUGCAUCGAGAGGCCACAGCUCGAUGAUACCGCCUGCGCUGAAGAAGCUGUUGCGACGAGAUAAGAUGCGAGUGGUAGCACUGGGCAUAUUGAGCUUCAUGGGCACACUAUGGCUGCUUGGCAUAAUAGGUGGUGGUGGCCAACCAUCAAAGGGUUCCCGGUGGGAGGCAGUCAACAUUCCCAAGGUCGCCAUUGGCAGUGGGCCACCCGUGGUCAUAGUGACUGUCUUGGACCCCAAGGCGGAUCCAACAUGGUCGCAGAAGAUCAAGAAGAACCGCGACGACUACGCUAAGCGCCACGGCUAUCUAACCUUCUUCCCCUCCCCCGACACAUAUCCCCUUUCUGGUGCUCCUUCCUCUUGGGCGCGCGUUCCCGCCAUUCGUCACGCAAUGACGGUCCACUCCGGCUCCACGUACUUCUGGUAUCUUGAUGCCACCGCGCUCAUCAUGAACCCCUCGCUACCCCUCGAAGCACACCUCCUGAACCCUGCGCGUCUCGAGAAAGUCAUGAUUACCAACGCACCUGUCGUCCCACCCGAUAGUGUCAUCAAGACCUUUGCAAACCUCAAAGGCGACCGGAUCGACUUUGUCGUCACACAGGACAAAGAUGGUCUUGCCCCCAGCAGUUUUGUCGUACGAAACGGAGAAUGGGCAAAAUACUUUUUAGACGUCUGGUUUGAUCCCAUUUACCGCAGUUAUAAUUUUCAAAAAGCCGAAACGCAUGCUCUGGAGCACAUCGUGCAAUGGCAUGGCACUAUCCUGGCCAAACUCGCAAUGGUGCCUCAGAACCUCCUCAACGCCUAUGUCUCUGGCCCCGCAUCCGAAAGCUACGGGCAGUUCAGGGACGGCGAUCUCGUCGCCGUGUUCCCCGGCUGCGACAAGGAUGGUCGGGAUUGUGCAAAGGAAAUGCAACCCUUCCUCGACAAGUUUGAACGUCCCAAAGCGUGA
Messenger RNA from Plenodomus lingam JN3, 993 nucleotides. RefSeq lists its product as uncharacterized. Gene Ontology annotation, molecular function: alpha-1,6-mannosyltransferase activity. Gene Ontology annotation, biological process: protein N-linked glycosylation. Gene Ontology annotation, cellular component: mannan polymerase complex; Golgi membrane. Lineage: Eukaryota; Fungi; Ascomycota; Dothideomycetes; Pleosporales; Leptosphaeriaceae. The record is from RefSeq and is a predicted model, not a curated record.